Meriones unguiculatus (Mongolian gerbil) is the source of this 5234-nucleotide messenger RNA. It is a transcript of the gene Disp3, whose product is annotated as dispatched RND transporter family member 3. Gene Ontology annotation, cellular component: membrane. NCBI's taxonomy places the organism in Eukaryota, Metazoa, Chordata, Mammalia, Rodentia, Muridae. Bases 366 to 4421 code for a protein of 1351 amino acids. The record is from RefSeq and is a predicted model, not a curated record. The transcript has 21 exons.
GCAGGCGCUGAGGCAGGAGGCGCCAGUGGCCGGGGGGAGGCGCGACUCCAGAGCCUGCUCGGGACACCCCCGCACCCCGUGGUAGGAACCCGGACCCAAACAAAGGCGGGCGGCAGAUAAAAGGCGGCGGCGGUGCCGAGUGCUUCGGGUGCGCGCUGGGGACGCGGUUGUCACGGACCUGGCCGCAGUCUGCUCGGUCUGCUCGCCCGGGAGCGGAGCUUGGGGGCCGCUGGCCUCCUGCAGCUCUGAGGACCUUUCCUCCUGAGACUCCCCACAAGGGACAAGUGUCCGCGGCGGGGUGGCCGAAGCCCCCUAGCCCCUGCGGCACCAGUGUUUCUGCCUAGCUCAGCUCAGCCAGCGAGGUUAUGGACUCGGAGGAUGACCCCCUGCUGCAGGAUGUGUGGCUAGAAGAGGAACAGCAGGAAGAGGAGACCUCGGGCGAGGCCUGCAGGGGUGUCGCGGGGCCAGGGCUGCACUCCGGAGCACGGGGCUGCUGGCGACGCUGUACGCUGCCUUCCCGGCCCCCAGCCUCGGGGUUCUGGAGCACCCUGGGCUGGGCCUUCACCAACCCGUGCUGCGCGGGGCUGGUGCUGUUCCUCGGCUGCAGCAUCCCCAUGGUGCUGUCCGCCUUCAUGUUCCUCUACUACCCGCCCCUGGACAUCGACAUCUCCUACAACGCCUUUGAGAUCCGCAACCACGAGGCGUCACAGCGCUUCGACGCCCUGGCCUUGGCCCUCAAGUCGCAGUUUGGAUCUUGGGGGCGCAACAGGCGCGACCUGGCGGACUUCACCUCGGAGACCCUACAGCGCCUCAUCUCAGAGCAGCUUCAGCAGCUGCACUUGGGGAACCAUUCGCGACCUGCCUCCCGGACUCCACGCUCGGGCCCUAGAGACAUCCCUGCCACUCAGAGAUCAGCAGCCAAUCCGAGUGAGCGACGUCGCCGAGAGGCUCCGCCCCCUGGGGGUCAGGUAGCCAAUCAGAGCCGAGCCCGUCGGGGAGCCUCGCGCUGGGAUUACUCGCGCACCUAUGUGAGCGCCAACACCCAGACGCACGCGCACUGGCGCAUCGAGCUCAUCUUCCUGGCGCGCGGGGACGCGGAGCGCAACAUCUUUACGAGCGAGCGUCUGGUCACGAUCCACGAGAUCGAGCGCAAGAUCAUGGACCACCCGGGCUUCCGGGAGUUCUGCUGGAAGCCGCAUGAGGUGCUCAAGGACCUGCCGCUUGGCUCCUAUUCCUACUGCUCCCCGCCCAGCUCACUCAUGACUUACUUUUUCCCUACCGAGAGGGGCGGCAAGAUCUACUACGAUGGCAUGGGCCAGGACCUGGCGGAUAUCCGGGGCUCCCUAGAGCUGGCCAUGACUCACCCUGAGUUCUAUUGGUAUGUGGAUGAGGGGCUGUCUGUGGAUAACCUGAAGAGCUCCCUCCUGCGCAGCGAGAUCCUGUUUGGAGCACCGCUUCCCAACUACUACUCGGUGGAUGACCGCUGGGAGGAGCAGAGGGCCAAGUUCCAGAGCUUUGUGGUCACCUACGUGGCCAUGCUCGCCAAGCAGUCCACGAGCAAAGUCCAGGUCCUCUAUGGGGGCACAGAUCUCUUUGACUAUGAGGUACGCAGGACCUUCAACAAUGACAUGCUCCUCGCCUUCAUCAGCAGCAGCUGCAUCGCCGCCCUGGUCUACAUCCUCACCUCCUGCUCAGUGUUCCUGUCCUUCUUUGGGAUUGCCAGCAUCGGUCUCAGCUGCCUGGUGGCCCUCUUCCUCUACCACGUGGUCUUUGGCAUCCAGUACUUGGGCAUCCUCAAUGGUGUGGCCGCCUUUGUGAUCGUGGGCAUUGGUGUGGACGAUGUCUUUGUGUUCAUCAACACUUACCGCCAGGCCACCCACCUGGAAGACCCCCAGCUGCGGAUGAUCCACACCAUCCAGACGGCAGGCAAGGCCACCUUCUUCACCUCGCUGACCACUGCCGCGGCCUACGCAGCCAACGUCUUCUCCCAGAUCCCAGCUGUGCAUGACUUCGGCUUGUUCAUGUCUCUCAUCGUGACAUGCUGCUGGCUGGCUGUGCUGUUCACCAUGCCUGCGGCCCUGGGCCUCUGGAGCCUCUACAUGGCGCCCCUGGAGAGCUCCUGCCAGAGCAGCUGCCACCAGAAGUGCGGCCGCAAGAGCUCCUUGCAUUUCCCUGGGGACCUGUUUGCAGCUCCAGAGCAGGCUGGGGGCGGCCCUGCCCAGGGUCCCCUACCCUACCUGGAUGAUGACAUCCCCUUGCUGAAUGUCGAGGAUGAGCCAGUGUCUCUGGAGCUGGGGGACGUGUCGCUAGUCUCUGUGCCCUGUGAGGGUCUGCAGCCCGUCCCCGAUGGGAGCAGCAGGAGCCAGCUCCUCGCCCAGCUGCAAGAGCUGCUGCACCACUGGGUGUUAUGGGCAGCUGUCAAGAGCCGCUGGGUGAUUGUAGGGCUCUUCGCCUCCAUUCUCAUCCUGUCCCUGGUGUUUGCCAGCCGCCUCCGCCCCGCCAGCCGGGCCCCACUGCUCUUCCGGCCUGACACCAACAUUCAGGUGCUGCUGGACCUCAAGUACAACCUGAGUGCCGAGGGCAUAUCCUGCAUCACCUGCUCAGGUCUGUUUCAGGAGAAGCCCCACAGCCUGCAGAACAGUGUCAGGACAUCGCUGGAGAAGAAGAAGCGAGGUCCCGGGGCUUCCUGGGCCAGCCGGCCUGAGGCCACUGCGCAGGAGUCUGUGAGCACUGUGUACAUCUCCAAAGUGAAGAGCAAAGGCCAUCCAGCUGUCUACAGGUUUUCCCUCAAUGCCAGCCUACCAGCCCCCUGGCAAGCCGUGUCCCCUGGAGAUGGAGAGGUGCCAUCCUUCCAGGUGUAUAGAGCGCCUUUUGGUGACUUCACCAAGAAGCUGACCGCUUGUAUGUCUACAGUAGGGCUGCUCCAGGCGGCGAGCCCCUCCCGCAAGUGGAUGGUGACGGCCUUGGCCUGUGAUGCCAAGAGGGGCUGGAAGUUUGACUUCAGUUUUUACGUGGCCACCAAGGAGCAACAGCACACGAGGAAGCUGUACUUUGCUCAGUCUCACAAGCCCCCCUUCCACGGGCGCCUGUGUGUGACGCCACCUGGGUGCUUGCUCAGCUCCAGCCCUGAUGGGCCCACCAAAGGCUUCUUCUAUGUGCCUAGCGACAAAGUGCCCAAGGCUCGGAUCUCUGCCACCUUUGGCUUCAACCCUUGUGUGAACACAGGCUGUGGGAAGCCAGCAGUGCGGCCACUGGUGGAUACAGGGGCCAUGGUCUUCGUGGUCUUUGGCAUCAUUGGCAUCAACCGCACCCAGCAGAUGGACAACCACGUUAUCGGGGACCCGGGCAGCGUCAUCUACGACAGCAGCUUUGACCUCUUCAAAGAAAUCGGGCACCUGUGUCGCCUCUGCAAGGCCAUCGCGGGCAACUCGGAGCUGGUGAAGCCGGGCGGGGCCCAGUGCUUGCCGUCAGGGUACAGCAUCUCUUCCUUCCUGCAGAUGUUACACCCUGAGUGCAAGGAGCUGCCUGAGCCCAACCUGCUGCCCGGGCAGCUGUCCCAUGGGGCGGUGGGUGUCAAGGAGGGCCGCGUGCAGUGGAUCUCCAUGGCCUUCGAGUCGACCACCUACAAGGGCAAGUCCUCCUUCCAGACCUACUCGGACUACCUGCGCUGGGAGAGCUUCCUCCGGCAGCAGCUGCAGGCCUUCCCUGAGGGCUCAGCCCUGCGACGGGGCUUCCAGACCUGUGAGCACUGGAAGCAGAUCUUCAUGGAGAUCAUAGGAGUUCAGAGUGCCCUGUACGGCCUGGUCCUCUCCCUGCUCAUCUGUGUGGCCGCGGUGGCCGUGUUCACCACCCAUGUCCUCCUGCUGCUGCCCGUGCUCCUUAGUAUCCUAGGCAUUGUCUGCCUCGUGGUGACCAUCAUGUACUGGAGUGGCUGGGAGAUGGGCGCCGUGGAGGCCAUCUCCCUGUCCAUCCUGGUUGGCUCUUCUGUGGAUUACUGUGUCCACCUGGUAGAAGGCUACUUGCUGGCUGGGGAGAACCUACCCCCACACCAGGCUGAGGAUGCCAGCUCUCAGCGCCAGUGGAGGACCUUGGAGGCAGUUCGGCAUGUUGGCGUGGCCAUCGUGUCCAGCGCCCUCACCACCGUCAUCGCCACCGUCCCGCUCUUCUUCUGCAUUAUUGCCCCCUUCGCCAAGUUCGGGAAGAUCGUGGCGCUCAACACCGGAGUGUCCAUCCUCUACACGCUCACCGUCAGCACCGCCCUGCUGGGCAUCAUGGCCCCCGGCUCCUUCACCCGGACCAGGACUUCCUUCCUCAAGGCCCUGGGUGCGGUGUUGCUGGCAGGGGCCUUAGGGCUGGGUGCCUGUCUCGUGCUCCUGCGCAGUGGCUACAAGAUCCCCCUGCCCAGCGGGGCCACGCUAUAGCCCCGUGCUUGGGUCCUGACUCACGCACCUUUCACUGCAGCGGGGAUGAGGGGGUCUGAGACUCAAAGCCUCGGUUUCUGGCCCAGUUCCAACUAGCUCCGCCCGCAGGCUUCGUGGGACUGGGCCCCAGAGCUGUGUGGGCCACGCCACCUUUAUCACAGCCCAGACUGGGAGUGAAGCCAGACACCCCCACACUAUCUGGGCUGCAGCCCCCCCACUGAGGUCUGCCUGGCCGUGGAAGACUCCCUCCCACACCUGGACACCACCCGGCUUCCUGCCAGUGGGUCCUCUCACACUGCGUCAGUGCUCACGACCUGCUUGGUGGACAUUUCAGGACCCCCUACUCUAGAGAUGUGUAAACUGAGGCACCGGGAGGCAGGGACUGCCCUGUGGCUGGAUCGGGGCGGAGCCAGAGUUGCCUCAGAACGUAGGACUCCACUGGGCCUUUGCAGGAACAGCACAGCUGAUUCGGGACAGGGAGGCCACGCCCUCAACCACGCCCCCUCGGCUUUCUGGCGCGGGUGCUCGGUGACCCUGUGGCCCUUCCCAGGCCUGUACUCCAGCAGCAGAAACAGAGGCACUUCCUGGGGUGGUGCAUGUCCUAGCCCCGGCCCCAGCCUCCCUGGAGUUCUGCCUCAGCCAUCUUUACAGAUUCAAACCUCAUCUCCCCCCACCUGACUGAGAGUGUGUGGCGGGAUGUUGCGCACAUGGGGAGGGGCUGGCUGCGCCUGCCGCCUGCUCGCGGCAGAUGGUCCCUAUUAAAAUGAGACAAAACUGCAGACCGCCGCUAUUAACACAAGCAUUUUCAGCCUC